GGCGGGGCUGCGGUGGCCUGCUCUGUGGGGGCGGCCCCGGAGGCCCCGUGCUUUGGAAGGGGUGGUGGUAGAGACGCCCCUCUCUGAUAGUGCAAGUCGGGGGAGUGGACGCCUUCACAGGGUUGCAAAUACUCCCUGUCACCCACCCUAGAUGGCAUCCAGGAUCCUGGUCCCAGGCAGGGAGGUCAACAUCCAUACUUUGACACAGGUGGAAGGAGAUGUCUUGAAACCCCAGGGUAGGGAGACCCAUUCACACCUCUGCCAGCCCGAUCCCCUAGGUCAUUCCUGUGCCUGAUGCUGGAGGUAGAGGCUAGAGAGCUGAGUGUAGGAUGAUCCAGGGACAGGGGAAGGUGGGGUGACUUAGGCUGGGGUGAAGAGUGGGGUGUUGGAGCUGUUGGGUAUGACUGGCUGAGACACCCAGCGCUGGGCCCUGGGGGGCUGGAGACCGGUGUGGGAUUGUGGUCCUGGCAUGUUUCUGCAGUGGUGUGUCUGUGAGGCCCUGGGCUGGUGUGUCAGCAUGUUUUCCUCUGAGGCCUAGGUCUUUUGUGACCAUGUUGUUGGGAGGGGUCUCUAGUCUCUCAUGGCAUCAGUGGAAUCACCUGUGAUUGAUCCGGUGUCCUUGUUGCUCUGAAAUCGAUGUUCGGACCUGCAUCUUGUUUUCUGGGCCCCCGGGUUCUUGGUGGCCUGCUGGAGAAUGGCAGAUUGGAGGUGCAGCCCCCUCCCUGCAGGGAGUGCACCUGCUCUUCUUUGUGACCUCUCUCGCAGUGGAGCCUGUCCACACUGGCUCAGGUGAGGGCUUGGGCUGCUGCCCGAACAUUUGUGACCAGAGGCUCCAGAUGUUGUGACCCACGUUCAGAUCCCUGAGUUACGGUUUUAAAGGCAUGCCUUGUGUCUGCUCAUGCAGCUUAAUCUUUGUGGGACAGGUACAGGUACGCAGGAAAGGGGCAUGUGGUUCCCUCACAUUCCUGGCCAGCGCUCGGAGGAGCUGCAAUAAGCCUUCAGGGCUUAGAGUGUUCCCUGCAACCCAGAGAUGCAGCCAGGCCUGGCGUAAGCUGAGAAAUCAUUUUCUCAGAUACUUCAUGAGUCAGAUUCUUGCUGGUAACUCUGGAAGCUGCUGUGUAGCCGUUGUGUGGGUGGGGCACUUCCUGUGAGUGAGCAUGCCUGCGGGGACAGCCCCGCCAUGAGGUGACCCCUGGGUGCCUCCACUGCGAUUGUUGGAGGGCAGUGCCUCAGCUCCAACUGCACUUGAGACUCACCAGGAGCAUUUUCUAACCAGGGAUACCUGGGUUUCCUCCCUCCCCCAACUAGCAUUUCUUACCUAAUUGGCCCGAUAUCUUACAGACUUCAGGUAAUUCUAGUGGGCAGCCAGUCUCAAGACAUCUGUACAGCCUUGGUGGUUAUUUUUUGUCAUUCCAGGGAGGGCGGUGUUGAGACUUGGGGAUCCAGUAUUUAAAGACCAUAACCCUCUGGGAUAGUUGACCUCUAACAGAUGCCCCUCUCUGAUAGUGCAAGUGGGGGGAGUGGACGCCUUCACAGGGUUACAAAUACUCCCUGUCACCCACCCUAGAUGGCAUCCAGGAUCCUGGUCCCAGGCAGGGAGGUCAACAUCCAUACUUUGACACAGGUGGAAGGAGAUGUCUUGAAACCCCAGGAGUGAAGAGGACAGUGCUUUAGGUGGCAGUGGCUGUGCACUCCACGGCGGCCCCUUGUGCGCGACUUGUGCGGAGGCUGUGCUGAAUCACGUCUUGCAGAUGCCAGAGGGGGCUGCACGCUUCUGUGUUGGACACGAGGAAACUGCAGCUGUGGACAUGGCUGAGUCAUACGUGAAGAAGUUGUGCACCACCCUGAUGGACGCGGUUACCGACAGGGACCCGCAGGUGCAGGAGCAGAUCUGCAGCGCCCUGUGUGCCCUCGGUGAGGCCCAGCCAGGGGAGACGCUCCGCGCCUGUGAGAGGUACCUGCAGCGGCAUGAGAAGCUGGCUCAUCCGUACCGUGCAAUGAUCCUGAAGGCUGUGGAGGCGGUUGUGCGUAGUCACAUCAGUAACCUUGACAAGGACAUGGCCAGGGCCAUCAUCCUGCUGGCUUCCAGCGAGAUGACCAAGGCUAAGGACCUGGUACCUGACUGGCAGCAGGCUGCAAGCAGUGUCCUUGUGGCUGUGGGCAUGCGGUUCAUCAAUGCCGUGAUGGAGGAGCUGCUAAGUCGGUUCCAACCGGGGCUGCUGCCCCACCACUUUGUCGUGCAGACGCUUGCCAGCCUCGCAGCGUCCAACGUGUUCGGCAUGGUGCCCUUCCUGACCUCCAUCCUGAGCACCAUGCUGCCCAUGCUGCCUAUGGCCAAGCAGGACGUGACGCGGGUGGUGUUCUGCUCUGCACUGCGGCACUUCAGUGAGAGCACCCUAGAGUACCUGGCCAACCUCGACCAGGCCCCAGACCCCACGGUCAGGAAGGACACCUUCUCCUCUGAGAUCUUCAGUGCCUAUGACGUGCUUUUCAAUCACUGGCUGCAGAGUCGUGAAGCCAAGCUUAGGCUGGCUGUUGUGGAAGCCCUGGGGCCCAUGAGCCACCUGCUGCCCAACGAGAGGCUGGAAGAGCAGCUCCCCAGGCUCAUCCCGGGGGUUCUUGCCCUCUACAAGAAGCAUGCUGAGACCUUCCACGUGUCCAAGAGUCUAGGUCAGAUCUUGGAGGCGGCCGUGAACGUGGGCAGCCGCACGCUGGAGAUCCAGCUGGAUGCACUGCUGGCUGCCCUGCAUGCCCAGAUCUGCGUGCCGGUAGAGUUGUCCAGCCCCUUGGUGGUCAGCAACCAAAAGGAGGUGCUGCGCUGCUUCACUGUGCUUGCCUGCUUCGCCCCUGACCGCCUGCUGGCCUUCCUGCUGCCCAAGCUGGACACCAACAACGAGCGAGUCCGUGUGGGCUCCCUGCAGGUCCUAAGGCAUAUCAUCAACUCGGCUGCUGCUCAGAUGGAAGUCCGGAAGCUUUUCAUCCUUUCCUCCAUGCGGCACCCCCUUCUGGACACCAAUAACAAGCAGGUGAAGCGGGCUGUGGUACAGGUGAUCAGUGCCAUGGCCCACCACGGCUACCUGGAGCAGCCCGGAGGCCAGGCGAUGAUGGAGUAUAUUGUGCAGCAGUGUGCACUGCCCCCUGAGCUGCAGCCCAAGAGGCAGGGCCUGGGCAGUGAGGACCUGCCUGCGGACAGCGUACGCGCGAUCAGCAUCAGCACCCUCUACCUCAUCAGCACCACUGUGGACAGGAUGAGCGACGUGCUCUGGCCGUACCUGCUCGAGUUCCUCACACCCGUGCAGUUCACCGGAGCGCUGACCCCACUCUGCCGGAGCCUGGCACAUCUGGCCCUGAAGAGGCAGGAGGCUGGGGCCGACGCCUUCCUCAGCCAGUACGAGGCCAGCGCGAACCUCCCGUCACCCUAUGCCAUAACUGCCAGACUGCUGGUCGUGUCCUCUGACCCCUAUGUGGGGGAUGGCCGUGGUGCGGCCUCACUGCGGCUGCUGCACGUCCUUCAUCAACGCAUCCACCCUCUGCUGGGCCCGAGGUGGGAGACGACUAUCCCCCGGCUGGUGCAGCACCUGGACGAAUGCACCGAGGAAACCCUGUCGCGGAAGGAAUGGGAGGAAAAGCUUUUGAUGUUCCUGAGGGACACUCUGGCCGUCGUGUCUGACAACACAUGGGUCUCCCAGCUGAGCCUGGAGAUGUGCAAGCAGCUGCCCUGCUACAACGGGAUGCCCCAGGAGAAGAACUUCCUGUAUAAAUGCAUAGGGACCACCUUGGGUGCUGCAUCCAGUAAGGAGGUGGUGAGGAAACACCUUCAAGAGCUGCUGGAGACGGCCAGAUACCAGGAGGAGGCGGAGCACGAGGGCCUGGCCUGCUGCUUCGGCAUCUGUGCUAUUUCACACCUGGACGAUGCCCUGGCCCAGCUGGAGGACUUUGUAAGGUCUGACGUGUUCAGGAAGUCCGUCGGCAUCUUGAGCAUUUUCAAGGAUCGGAGCGAGAGCGAGGUGGAGAAGGUGAAGGGCACCCUGAUCCUGUGCUACGGGCAUGUGGCUGCGCAGGCGCCCCGCGAGCUGGUGCUGGCCCGGGUGGAGGCAGAUAUCCUGCGGAACAUGUUCCAGUACUUCAGCACCAAGGUGGGCCGGGCCCCGCCCUGGGGGCACUCACAUGGGCCUCGUCUUGUGACUCUCUUGCUUUCUGUUGUUCAGGUUCUGGGGAUAAAAGUAGAAACCAAGGACCCGGCCUUGAAGCUGUGCCUCGUCCAGAGUGUCUGCAUGGUCAGCCAGGCCAUCUGUGGCAGUGCGCAGGCUGGCGCCUUCCAUUUCUCAUGGAAAGCAGAGCUGGUGGCACACAUGAUGGAGUUCAUCCGGGCAGAGCCCCUGGACUCCCUGAGGACACCGCUGCGGAAGAUGGCCAUGGUGGCGUGCACACUGCUGGUCUCCCUGGAGCCACCGCUAGAAGAGCAGAUGCGGGCAGAGGUGACCCAUGGCUGCCUGCACAGCGUCAUGGCCUUGUUGCCGGAGCCCGAAGGCGAGGAUGCCAGCGACCGCAAGGCCCUGUACUUGGACACGGUCCACGCCCUGGAGGACCUGCUGACGAGUCUCCUGCAUCGGAACAUGACCCCUCAGGGCCUGCAGAUCAUGGUGGAGCACCUGAACCCAUGGAUCAAGUCGCCCCGCAGCCACGAGCGGGAGCGUGCGCUAGGGGUCAGCGCCUGCCUGCUGCGCUACUUUCUGGAGCACCUACACGUCAGUGCACUGGUGCCCUUCCACAACCUGGGCCUCCUUGUCGGCCUCUUCUCCCCGCGAUGUGCUGACCUAUGGCCAGCUACCCGCCAAGAGGCCGUGGGCUGCAUCUACUCGCUGCUCUACCUCCAGCUGGGCUAUGAAGGCUUUGCCCGGGACUACCGAGACGACGUGGCCGAGCAGCUCCUGGCCCUCAGAGACAGCCUUGUGCACCCCGACCUCUCUGUGCUCUUCCACACCUGCCACAGCAUUGCCCAGAUCAUUGGGAAACGCCUCCCACCGGAUCAGCUCAUCAGCCUCCUGCUCACUAUAUUUGAAGCUCUGGGGGAUCCCGACAAGAACUGCUCCCAUGCGGCCACCGUCAUGAUCAACUGUCUGCUGAAGGAGCGUGGCGGGGUUCUACUGGAGAAGGUGCCCGAGAUCAUAAGCAUGCUGCGCUCCAAGCUUCAGGGGACCCAGGAGGAGCACGUCUUGAAGGCUGCCCAGCACAGCGUGUAUCUGCUGGCCUCCCAACACCGCGCUGCUGUUGUGUCCAGCCUGCUGGGCAGCCCUCUGCCCUUUGACAGCCACACCUGCACUCUUUGGCGGGCUCUGGCCGUGGACCCCAGCCUCACCACCCAGGUGCUGAGGCUGCUGUUGGAGAAGAUGAACAGGGACGUCCCAUUCAAGGAGAGCCGGGCCUUCCUGCUGAGCAGCACUCCUGACCGCGUGGCCACCCUGCUGCCCCUCGCGGCCACGUGUGCGCUGUACGAGGUCCUGUCCGCUCCGGCCUCUGGGGCCGCGGUGCUAGAGCUUUACCCCGAGCUAUUUGUGGCACUUCUGCUGCGUAUCAGCUGCACCGUGGGUGUCCAGCUGCCCCGGAACCUACAGGCCAAGGAGAGAAGGAGCUCCGGUGGCCCCCCGGCCAUCAGGAACCUGGAGCCCUGCAGCUCCGCGGUGGAUACGCUGCAGGCCAUGCUGCUGAGGGGAGGCAGCGAGGAGGUGGUGUGGCACCUGGAGCUGGAGGGUGGCUGGGAGCUGCUGAGGACCUCUGAGGGGCAUGAGGAGGGCGUCACUCAGCUGGCCAGGGCCAUGGCAAAACAUGCGGGCCCCCGGCUGCCGCUGGUGAUGAAGGCCCUCAUCUCCACACAGAGCAGCGCAUACGAGAUCCAGCGGGUCACCUCCACGGCCUUCUUAGCAGAGCUGCUCAGCAGCAACGUGGUGAAUGACCUGAUGCUUCUGGAGUCACUGCUGGUCAACCUGGCGGCCCGGCAGAAGGACACGUGUGCCAGCGUGCGGAGGCUGGUGCUCCGUGGGCUGGCCAACCUGGCCUCCAGCUCCCCUGACAAGGUUCGGGCCCAUGGCCCCCAGCUCGUAACAGCCCUGAUUGGUGGGUUGGAUGAUGCGGACGACCUGCACAGUCUGGUGGCCCUGGAGGCCAUGGCGGGCCUGGCAAGGCUGCUGGACCUGGUGGAACCGUGGGACCUGCGCUCGGUGCUGCUGCACGUGGCCAUCCGCAUCCGGCCCUUCUUUGACAGUGAGAAGGUGGAGUUCCGGCGGGCAUCCAUCUGCCUCUUUGGACACCUCAGCAAGGCCUGCCACGGGGACUGUGAGGAUGUGGUCCUGGAGCAGACCCUCAGCGCGCUGGCACCCCUGCUGCUGCACCUGUGUGACCCCCAGGCCGCUGUGGUCACCGCCUGCAGGUUUGCUUUGCGCAUGUGUGGCCCCAACCUGGCCUGUGAGGAGCUAACAGCCGCCUUCCAGAAACACCUGCAGGAUGGCCGCGGCCUGCACUUUGGUGAAUUCCUCAACACCACCUGCAAACACCUGAUGCUCCACUUUCCUGACCUGCUGGGUCGCCUGGUAAGCACCAGCCUGUUCUACUUCAAGAGUAGCUGGGAGGACGUGCGGGCCGCCGCCCCCAUGUUCACGGGCUUCCUGGUGCUGCAUGCGGACCGCGAGCUCCGGCAUCAGGUGGACCUGGAGCAACUCUUAGCUGCACUCCAGCUCCUGCUGAAGGACCCUGUGCCCAUGGUGCGCAUGAAGGCGGCAGAGACACUGGGCCGCCUGGUGAAGUUUGCCUGAGUCCCAGCCAGCCCAUCCUCACAGCCAUCCCCCAGCAGGACCCUGACCUGGGCUGGUUCAGAUCCUGAGCCGGUUUGGGGCCUUGCAGCCCCUGCCUGGGGUGGGGAAGACACGAGAGGCUGAAUGAGGUGGAGGAUGGCAGUUCCUGUGUGCCCUCUCAUUUCUCAAUAAAGCCGUGUGCCCCCCAGCAGUGCUGUGGG
This is a messenger RNA of Loxodonta africana (African savanna elephant), 7009 nucleotides long. RefSeq names its product maestro heat like repeat family member 1 (gene MROH1). NCBI's taxonomy places the organism in Eukaryota, Metazoa, Chordata, Mammalia, Proboscidea, Elephantidae. Bases 1752 to 6809 code for a protein of 1685 amino acids. Gene Ontology annotation, molecular function: protein binding. Gene Ontology annotation, cellular component: cytoplasm. The record is from RefSeq and is a predicted model, not a curated record. The transcript has 43 exons.